This is a messenger RNA of Vigna umbellata (rice bean), 1945 nucleotides long. Lineage: Eukaryota; Viridiplantae; Streptophyta; Magnoliopsida; Fabales; Fabaceae. The record is from RefSeq and is a predicted model, not a curated record.
AUGCUUCAUAUUCCACAAGCAAAUAUUAAAGAUGAAAAUAAACAACCAAGUGUGCAGCAAGAAAUUAAGAUUGAUGACAACCUAGUUCCUGCUCGAUUUUUGCCUCCUUUGCCUUACCACAAAAUUCUUCGCAAAGCAGCUCCCGGCAGUCAUCUAGAUUCUAAGCCUGUAGAUGGCUUAGGAAUUGGUCUUCCCCUUGAUACAGGGGAAACUGUUGGACAGAACAUACCAUCUCAGGCAGAAGCAGCUCGGGUAAAGUACGGGAAAAAUGUCCCAGUGGCAGCGGCUGCAGCUGCUGCAGCUGCUGUUGUUGCAUCUUCUAUGGUAGUUGCAGCGACAAAAUCAAACACUGACUCUAAUCUUGAGAUUCCUGUAGCAGCAGCUGCUACUGCUACUGCUGCAGCUGUUGUAGCAACCACUGCUGCUGUCAGUAAGUAUGAGCAGGACAGUCGAAGUGAUGGGGAUACAGAGGGUGGUGGUUCUGAGUCAAAGGGUAGUGGUGAUGGAGAGCCUAAUCCUUUAGGAGAAAACUCGGAAGGUGAGAGAAAAUCUGACAGAUCAGUAAGUAAUGACAGCAACAAAUCUGAUUCUGCACUGGAUGAGGUUGCCGAGUAUGACAUUCCAUGGGAGGAAAUCAAAAUGGGAGAGCGUAUUGGACUAGGAUCAUAUGGGGAAGUUUACCGUGGUGAAUGGCAUGGAACUGAAGUUGCCGUAAAAAAGUUCUUAUAUCAAGAUAUCUCUGGUGAAUUACUUGAAGAGUUCAAAAGUGAGGUCCAAAUAAUGAAAAGACUGAGGCAUCCAAAUGUUGUUCUCUUCAUGGGAGCAGUAACUCGGCCUCCAAAUCUUUCAAUUGUUUCUGAAUUUCUUCCUAGAGGGAGUUUGUAUAGAUUAAUUCACCGACCUAACAAUCAAUUAGAUGAGCGAAGGCGGUUGCGGAUGGCCCUUGAUGCUGCCCGAGGAAUGAACUAUCUGCACAGCAGUACUCCAGUGAUAGUGCAUCGUGAUUUGAAGUCCCCAAAUCUUCUUGUUGAUAAAAACUGGGUUGUAAAGGUAUGUGAUUUUGGCUUAUCACGAAUGAAGCAUAGCACCUUCCUUUCUUCCAGAUCAACUGCGGGAACAGCUGAAUGGAUGGCUCCAGAAGUGUUGAGAAAUGAACUUUCAGAUGAAAAGUGCGACGUUUUCAGCUAUGGCGUCAUAUUGUGGGAGCUCUCUACGUUGCAGCAACCCUGGGGAGGAAUGAAUCCAAUGCAAGUUGUUGGUGCUGUGGGUUUCCAACAUCGCCGUCUAGACAUUCCAGAUGAUGUAGACCCUGUCAUUGCAGAUAUUAUCAGACAAUGCUGGCAGACAGAUCCAAAGCUGAGGCCAACAUUUGCUGAAAUCAUGGCUGCUCUGAAGCCAUUGCAGAGGCCAAUUACUGCUUCUCAAGUGCCUAGAUCAAGUGCUCAGUCAUCACGAGUUACUGAAUUUCCCGCAGGAUAGAAGAAAAUUAUACCACUAACAUUUUGUUUUUCAUUUUACUGCUAUAAAUGUGAGGGCAAAUUGUAGAGUAUUUACCGUUUGGGAUUGACAAAAGUGAUUGGUUCAGCUAACUUACAUUCUCAUUCAAGGUUUUCACUCCUCUAGUUCCUUCUCCUUCUUUGUUUUCCUCCAUUUCCUUUUCUUUUCUGUGUUAUCCACAGUGCUGUUAGUGUCAGGUUGUACCAUUUGUUUGUACAAAAUUCUUUGAAACAUGUUGUAAUCAGUGUCUAAAUUUUGUUGUUCAUAAAUAGUAACGGAAAAUUGCAACUGUAAUUUGGAUAGAAGAAAGGAUUAACAUAAUUGAAAGUUGCUUGCUUCUGUAAUUAGUGACCAUGUUAACUGGGUUAAUGUGCUAAGUUCUCUGUGAGCCUUGCAUUUCUCUCUUGGACUUGCACACUGUUAAAGGAAAAAUAAUGUUAUUUAUUCA